AUGUCAGACCAAAUACCAAAUCAUACACCAGAUGAGAAGCUACUACAGCCGACGGGUGAAAGUGAAUCAAUAACGGUUACCACUGAUAGUAAUAACAAUGACGAAACAAUACCUCCAUCAAAACGUAAACAUCCUCAAACCAAAUCAACUAAAAGAACAAAAUAUAGAAAUUUAAAAGAUUCAGAAAGGAAACAAGUUAAAAUAAAUGAAUCAUCAAUAUCUCCAUCACCAACACCAAAUCAAGAAGAAGAACAAUUAAUAACAGAUCAGGAACAGCAAAAACAAAUAGAAUUACCAAGAAAAAGAUUUUAUAGACAAAGAGCUCAUUCAAAUCCAUUUAGUGAUCAUAGAUUGAAUUAUCCAAAAUCUCCAAAUUCAAUGAAUUGGUCAACCAUAUAUCCACAACUGGAACUAGACAAGGGGAAAAAAGUUGAAAUUGCAGAUAUUGGUUGUGGAUUUGGUGGUUUAUUAAUUAAAUUAGGUCCUUUAUUUCCUGAGAAAUUAAUAUUAGGGAUGGAAAUUAGAGUUCAAGUUACUCAGUAUGUUGAAGAUAGAAUAAUUGCUUUACAAAAUAAUCAUAAGAAUAUAACGGAUCAAAGUCAUAAUAAUGAAGAUAAUUCCAAUAAAGAUGAUGGAAACACUAAUGAAACCAAACAAAAUAAUUCAUAUAAUUAUGGAAAUAUAGGAGUAAUAAGAGGAAACGCAAUGAAAUUCUUACCAAAUUUUUUUCAUAAGCAACAACUUUCAAAAUUAUUUUUUUGUUUUCCUGAUCCUCAUUUUAAACAAAGAAAACAUAAAGCAAGAAUAAUAACAAAUACAUUAUUGAAUGAAUAUGCCUUUUUAUUAAAAGAAAAUGAAGGUAUAAUAUAUACUAUAACUGAUGUUUUAGAUUUACAUAAUUGGAUGAAAAAACACUUGGAGGAGCAUCCAUUAUUUGAAAGACUACCAAAACAAUGGGAAGAUCAAGAUGAAUGUGUUUCUUUAAUUCUUAAUCUGACUGAAGAAGGUCAAAAAGUUGAUAGAAAUGAUGGUGAUAAAUAUAUUGCUUGUUUUAGAAGAAUUAAAAAUCCUGAUGAUUGUGAAUAA
Molecule: messenger RNA, 1086 nt
Organism: Lodderomyces pseudojiufengensis
Lineage: Eukaryota; Fungi; Ascomycota; Pichiomycetes; Serinales; Debaryomycetaceae
Product: tRNA (guanine46-N7)-methyltransferase
Exons: 1
Coding region: 1-1086 (361 amino acids)
Biological process (GO): RNA (guanine-N7)-methylation; tRNA methylation
Cellular component (GO): tRNA methyltransferase complex
Molecular function (GO): tRNA (guanine(46)-N7)-methyltransferase activity
Source: RefSeq, a predicted model, not a curated record